ACUAUUCUGGCGGGUCCCCACUUCUUGGCCACGCUCAAGGUGAGGUGCCCCACGUUGCAGCCCACGUCCAGAACCUCCUUGCCCUGGAACCACUCGGGUUUCAUCACCCGCAGGCGCGGGUCUUCGCAGUUGGGGUUGCGGUAGCCGUAGUACUUGCAGUAGUUGCCGUACUGGAACUUGUGGCGUGGCGGCUGGCGCCGGACCGACUGGCCAGAAGCAGCCGGAGGGUGGCGGCCCCUCGGCACACUGUGCCCCCGGUCCGGGCUGCUUCGGCAGGGCUGCUCGCCGGACGUGGAGGUCCCCGGAUGCCGGCCUCCUCCUCCUCCUCCCUCUGACUUGCUACUAGUCCUGCGCCGCUUGCGGUGGUGGCGGCUGCUGCUGCUGCCCCCGGCCGUCCAGGAGGCCACAGAAGUGCCCGACGGUGUGGCGCCCCCAGAGGCCUGCUGCCCAGGCUGAGCCUCCCCUGCGGCCGGCAGCAGGGGCGACACCACCUCGUCCCGGCAGUUGAUGGCCGUGUUGAGUUCGUAGGGCUGCGGCGUGGCCCCGUUACACGUCUUCUGGCACGCUUUGCACGAGGCGGGCAGCGGGGGUUUGCCGCCGCUUCCUUCCAGCCCGGCCGUCCCCCUCUGCGCCCCCCGGUGCCGGUGCCGCUUCCGCCCGGGCUUGACGGGCGACGCCAGCACCGGGGGGUCCUCCUGGGCGUUGUUGAGGCUCAGCGGGUCGGUGAUGUCCUUGGGGAUGAGGAUCUCCACAGGGUCCCGUCCCUUGGCGGGCAGCGGCGAGGACUUGGGGGUCUCGGCGUUGACCGCCUGGUUGACGUCUUCGUCCAGCAGGCUGUUGAGGUUGAGGGGGUCGAAGAUGUUGCCCCCCAGCAGGAACUCGGAGGGCAGCACCGGGUCGCACUCGGAGUUGACGCGCCGGCGGCGCUUGAAGGCCGGGUGCUUGAAGCCUCCGCCGGCGUUGCAGCUGCUGCGCCUCUUGCCCCCGCCGGGGGCCCGGGGCUGGUGGUGGGGCGGGGGCUGGAAGCCGUUGCGGGGCCGCUGAAGCUCGGAGACGCUGUCUUCCCCUUCCUCGGAGGCUGCUGCUGCGAAGGGACCCCCUCCUUUGGCUGGGGGUCUGCGCUGGGCGGGGGGGUGAGGGUCCUGGGGCCCCUGGUUCACCCUGGCAGAGGAGGGGCCCCUAUGAGCAACUCCUCCUCCUGCUGCUGCUGGCUGGGCCUGGGCGUCCUCCUGGGGUAGCUCCGCCGGGGCGGCCCCCUGACGCAGCUGCACCAGGGGGACGUCCCCCCCUCCGGCCCCGCCCCCUCCUCCUCUGGGCGGGGGUUUGAGGAGGGGCGGCGGCGGGGCCGGCACUAAGAAGGUCUCCUUGUCCGCCGCCAUCUCGAUCAUGCCUUGCAUGGGGCGGCGGCGGCGGAGGAGGCGGCACCGGCGGCGGGGAAAGGGUUAACGGGCCGGGAGCUCCUUCCUCGUCCGCCUCCCGCCGCACACUGAGCUCGAGGCUGCCGAGGCUCCUCCUCCCGCCCCGCGAGAGCCCCUCCUACGCCUGCGCCGUCGAGCUCGCCGCUCGUGCGCAGGCCCGGCGCGCGUGCGCAGUUCCCCCGGAAUUUCAGGUCCCGGCGCGCACCAACAGACUCAUCUCUCUCUCUCCGUGUCCGCUCCGCCCCAAAGUCCCUAGCGCAUGCGCAGCUCCGCAGCUAGCCAGAGGGAGAGCGCUCCGCGCCCGCUGCUUUCCUGCGAUGGCCAGCUCCCCCUGCGCUCGGGGUUUAUAUGCGCGGAGGGCGGGUCCGCCCGAGGGCACGCCCCCUCCCCGCAGAAAGGGCCAAUCGGCGUUCGGAGCUGUCACCGCCCGCGUGGAUUCUCGGCCAAUCGGCGGCUUGGCCACAGGGCUCUCGAGGAGCCGCGGCUCCCCGCCUUCCUCCCGCCUUUUCGUUUCCCUGUGAGCCAAUGAGGAAGCAAGGCCGGAGCGCCUGCGGCCAAUCAAGGCGCAACACUCCAAGCUAAUUUUUCUCCCGAGUGUGGGUGAGGGUCCUCGUUUGCACGGGGCGGUCCUGGUCAAGCGCCUGCGGCAGCGUUACGUCAGGUUCCAAAGCCAGAAAAAGAAACGACCAACCUAGGCACAUAAUAUUCCUGACAGAUAUUAUUAAUAAAAAAGUUCUCAGCGCAGGGCGAGCGCUGACAGCUGCGAAAAAUAUGCCCCCAAAAUCUAAUCAGUGUUUUUUCCAGGCAUUGAUUUAGCCACCUAACCAAGCUCCCGGAUCUUUUCCCCUCAGAAACAUUGGCUCUUGCCAAGCGCUACGGACAGACUCCUCUUCAGUCUGAGGGGAAAGGCGCUGCGGAGUGUCAGCGCCUUUCGCCUUUGUGUAUAAUGAAACUCCACACAAACACAAGCAAAGAACGUUGUUUUGGGGUUUUUUAAGGCUCCCAAUAUGGACAGUUGUCAAGGGUCACGUGGCCUCGCUUCCCUAGGCCCCCGCCACGCGCAAAGCCCCCUGGGACCUGUAGUUUGGACUCGGAGGCUGAGGCUUUCGCGCAUGCGCAGAGGCAUAUGCCCCCUCCACGAGCUCCUUUUAUCUUCCGUGGAGAGCCGCGAACGUGGGAACGGUGCUGCACGCGCUCCUGAGCCUUUUGCCUUAGUGACUUCACGGGAGUGUUGUCGACGGGCCUUGGCAAUCUUGGCGGAGGACGCGCUCCUCCUCCCGAGUAGGAAGCCGCCUCCUUUCGCUGCCAUUCCUGCACCGAAGGGGGUUGGACUAGAUGGCCUUUGGGGUACCUUCCGACUCUGUUGAUUGCGCUGGCUCGGUAUUGCCAAGCACUGACUGGCAGCAGCAGCAGCACUCCAGGGCCUCAGGCAGAGAAAGAUCCCUUUCACAUCACCUGUUACACAGAAUUGUAGAGGUGAAAGGGAAGUCCCUCAAAUAUCACAUAGUUGUUGUUGAGUCGUUUAGUCGUGUCCGCCUCUUCGUGACCCCCUGGACCAGAGCACGCCAGGCACUCCUGUCUUCCACUGCCUCCCGCAGUUUGGUCAAACUCAUGCUGGUAGCUUCGAGAACACUGUCCCACCAUCUCGUCCUCCUUCGUCCCCUUCUCCUUCUGCCCUCCAUCUUUCCCAGCACCAGGGUCUUUUCCAGGGAGUCUUCUCUUCUCAGGAGGUGGCCAAAGUAUUGGAGCCUCAGCUUCAGGAUCUGUCCUUCCAGUGAGCACUCAGGGCUGAUUUCCUUCCGAAUGGAGAGGUUUGAUCUUCUUGCAGUCCAUGGGACUCUCAAGAGUCUCCUCCAGCACCAGAAUUCAAAAGCAUCAAUUCUUUGGCGGUCAGCCUUCUUUAUGGUCCAGCUCUCACUUCCAUACAUCACUACUGGGAAAACCAGAGCUUUAACUAUACGGACCUUUGUUGGCAAGGUGGUGUCUCUGCUUUUUAAGAUUUAAGAUUUGUCAUUGCUUUUCUCCCAAGAAGCAGGCGUCUUUUAAUUUCGUGGCUGCUGUCACCAUCUGCAGUGAUCAUGGAGCCCAAGAAAGUAAAAUCCCUCACUGCCUCCAUUUCUUCCCCUUCUCUUUGCCAGGAGGUGAUGGGACCUAGUUGCUAGACUGCAACUCCCAUCAGGGGGGAGCCAAGGCCAAUCUAGUCCACCCUCCUGCAAACACACGUUCGGAGGCCGCCCAGCCCUCCGCUUGAAAGCCUGUAUGGCAGGCAUAGGCAAACUCAGCCCUCCAGAUGUUUUGGGACUACAACUUCCAUCAUCCCUGACCACUGGUCCUGUUAGCUAGGGAUGAUGGGAGUUGUAGUGCCAAAACAACUGGAGGGUAGAGUUUACCUAUAACUGCUGUAUGGGAAGAGAGAGAGAGAGAGAGAGAGAGUCGUUCACCUCCUCCUCCUGAGGAAACCUGUUCUGCAGUUGGAGCGGCUUGCUCAGUCUGUGCUUCUUCGUAGCACAAAUUCCCCCCCCCUUCUCAUUUCAGCCCCUUGCUUUGGAUCUGACCCUCUGGAGCGGCGGGGAAUCAAAUUUAGGCUAGGAGGCCAUCUCAAGUCAGGCCACCCGUACAGCUAGCUCAGUGCUGUUAGCAUAUAUCUGAAGAUUGCGUUCGCAUCCGUUCGCCUCUUCAGUAGGCUAGGCAGCCUUAGGGUUUGGUCUUCAGCACCCCUCUCCAACUUUGCCACCCUUCUGUCAAUGCCCAGUAUAUUGAUAUUCUCAUAGAAUCAUUGAGUUGGAAAAAGGUAAAGGUAAAGGGACCCCUGACCAUUAUGUCCAGUCGCGGACGACUCUGGGGUUGCGGUGCUCAUCUCGCUUUACUGGCCAAGGGAGCCGGCGUACAGCUUCCGGGUCAUGUGGCCAGCAUGACUAAUCCGCUUCUGGCGAACCAGAGCAGCGCACGGAAACACUCCCACUCCUCAUCCAAGUCCUAGUCUGACUACACUUGACUCUCACAGUGACUUUAGGCUGAUUUAAAAAAGGCCUGUCAUAAUCCACUUGGGAGAGCAUUAGAGUCUUAAUCUCAGGGUUGUGGGUUUGAGCCCCAGUUUGGGCAAAAGAUUCCUGCGUUGCCAGAGGUUGAUGAUCCUCACAGCCCCUUCCAACUCCACAAUUCAAAUAACUGAAAGCCUCUCUUUAAAAUGCAAAAAGCAGGUUAAUUCGUAAUUGAAAACAAAAUCUUGUUUGCCAACCUUGGAGCAAGGACGCUGAAGGUGCAGAGCACCCGUUUUCGAAAUAAGCAAAUGAGCCAUCCUGUUUCCAUGACGCUGUGAUACAAACCAGAGUUAAAAGACACUACAGGAAGGGCUGUGUAUAGAAGGUUUCUUUGAGGGUGUAUGGAAACCAAGCCGUCUUCUGCUGCUUCUUAGCCUUUCCCCCAAUGGGAAAACCCAACAGUGCAUCUUCACUCAGCAAUCAGGAAGUCUUACUGAAGUCCAGGGAGCUUUACUCAGGAUCUGAUUUCUUUCCGCAGGCCCUGUAAGACAGAGUUGUUCCGCCUGGCCUUUGGCUUGGAAUCAACUUGAUCCCCUCCCUCUCUUUCCUUUUUCCUUCUGUGAUGGAACUCCUAUUUGGGGACUUCCCUGGCUUUUUUCUGGCCCACAUAGGACCAGUCUGGAUAGUUGGCCUUGGUGUAGACUUGACGUUUUCAUCCCCCAAAAAGUUUUUGAUUUGAGUUUCUACUGAAAUGAGGCUGCAUUUUAAUGUUGUUUUUAAGUUGUAUUUUAAUCAAUUGUUUUUAUACUUGGUUUUAGCUGCCCUGAGCCCGGUCUUGGAUGGGAGGGUGGGGAAUAAAUAAAAUUUAUUAUUAUUGUUGUUGUUGUUACUCCCAAGUAAGCCAGUGGUGCUGCAGCUGUUACCCUGGUUGCCUUCUGACCUGGAAGAGGCCUGGGUUCAAAUAAUAAUAAUAAAUAAUAAAAAUAAUCCAGUAUGGAUAGUUGGCCUUGGUGAAGAUUUGACGUUUUCAUCCCCUAAAUUUUUUGAUUUGAGAUUCUACUGAAACGAGGCUGCAUUUUAAUUCUGUUUUUAAGUUGUAUUUUAAUCAAUUGUUUUUAUACUUGGUGUUAGCUGCCCUGAGCCCGGUCUUGGCUGGGGAGGGCGGGGUAUAAAUAAAAUUUAUUAUUAUUAUUAUUACUCCCAAGUAAGCCAGUGGUGCUGCAGCGGUUACCCUGGUUGCCUUCUGACCUGGAAGAGGCCUGGGUAAUAAUAAUAAUAAUAAUAAUAAAAAAUCCCCAUUAAGUUCACUGGGGCGGCCUCACUAUGAGCCUGCCUACCUCACAGGGCUGUUGUGAGGGAUAAAAUGGGGGGGGGCACCAUGUACAUGCCCCCUUAAACUCCUUAUUUAUUGCUCAAUGCAAUAAAUAAAUAAAUAAAUAAAUAAAUGGCACAGAAAUGAAAAAAAAGUCUUCGCUGCAGGAAGGAGAGCAAAGCAACGUGGGUUUUUCAGCAGCACCUCCCACUGCGCAUGCGCGAUGGAUGGUGCCGCCAGGCUCUUUCCGCCCGGCCCCGACGAAUCUGAGCAUGCGCGAAGACCGAUGUGUUCCUCGAGGGCGAGCCGAGUCCUCCCUUCGCAUUACCGCAUUUCCAUCUUCUCCCAGCGACGUGACCCGGAUUGGGCUGCGGCGCGUGCGCAGUUCGGCUUCCUUUCCCCCUCCUCGCGCCCCGCUCGCUGGAGCGAGGGUUGGUUAGGGUGAGGCGCGUGCCUGUGCGCGUGCGCGCCGCGAGGGGUUUUUUGUUUUUGUUUCGGCGCAUGCGCGAGAGCGACCGGGGAGGCGUUGAGGGGUGGGGGAAGGGGCGGGAAGGAAAAGGCGGCAAAAUUCUAACCUGAAAAAUCUUAAGCGCUUCCCCUCAGUCAGUUUCUGGUGAGGUAAUUAAAAGGGAAGAAAAGCGCUACAGUUUGAGCCAAAGGGGGAAAAAAGCCGCAACCAAAGGCCUCUGAUUACAUAUAAGAAGACUCAUUUUGCGGGGGUUUUAGAAUAAAAUACCUCGCUGAGGAGAGGAGAGCGCCUUUUUCUGAUAGGUAUACGUGAGGAAAAAGGCAGCACCUCAGCAUCCACUAAUAAUAAUAAUAAUAAUGAUAACUUAUUGUUUAUACCCUGCCCGUCUGGCUGGGUUUCCCCAGCCACUCUGGGCGGCUUCCAACAAAACACUAAAAUACAAUAACCUAUUAAACAUUGAAAGCUUCCCUAAACAGGGCUGCCUUCCGAUGUCUUCUAAAAGUCAGAUAGCUGUUUAUUUCCUUGACAUCUGAUGGCCCCCAGAUUUUGACAUCAUCAUUAUAAAGCACAACAAGCAAUAAAUGAGGUUUAUUUUACCUCAUGAAAUUCUCCUCAGCGGCUCCUGGGUGCUUCGUGGGAGCCGAAAAUAAUAGUGGCGAUAGGCAGCAGAAAUAGUAAUAAUUACCAGUGCUGCAGAUAUCAAAACAGAGCCUUUCAAAAAGGGGCUUUUAUACUCAGUUGGAAUAAUUAAUGUUUACUUCAAAACUGAACGUUGCCUACCAGAAGCUUUAUGUGUUUUGAUCCUUAAACUCACUUGCCAGUUUAAAAAGGGAUCCAAUGGAUCUAUCUACAUGAUUCUAUGAGAAAUUUGAUGUUAUCUUGUGUAGUAUGCGAAAAAGGGCAUCAAAAUUUGGCUCAAAGGCAGCAAAAUGGUGUCUUAGAAAAGAAUUUAGGUUUAUCCUUUGUGAGUACAAUCCUGCCGACAUUCACACUUUUCCCAUUUCCGUUUAUUUUCUUGCAUCCCUUCAGCUCAUGCUUCAACCUCUCCCACUGGGGAAAAAAUGUUGUAUUGACUUCAGGUAACUUCAUCCCAGCUUAUUGCCAAAAGAGAAAAAAGUGCUUAUGGACAAUUAAAAAACCGAAAAAACAAACACAAGUAAACAUCCUUAAAAACCAGCAAUUGUCUAAAACAGGGAGAUCUAGCAGCAAAUACCAGUAAAAUAUACCGUAAUUUAAAAUAAAAUAAAAUGGUGGUAAAACAGUUGUACUGAUAAUAUAAGAGGAGAAGGCAGCUUCUGCCUGGUAACCACCACAUGCCUAAUCUUCAAAGAUGGCGGGUGAGGAGCAGGGAUCCAAGCAGAUCUAAGUUGGAAUGGGUAGAUUCCUAGGGGAGAAGAUGAUCCCUAUAGAUACGGCCAGCACUGCCACAUCCUCCAACAGUUAAAGUUUCCUCGGAGUUUUUAGAAGGGGCUUAUUUACAAUCUCCAUCAAGCCAUGCACGUCUGUGGGCAGAUCAUCUCUCCCCUGGAGACACUCUUCAUAUCUGAAUGUGCUUAAUUUUACCUGAAUCCUACCUAGUAUAUUUAAGAGUAUUUUGGGUGCCCAAGUUGCAGCCCAAAGGAUUCCCAAAAGCACCCAACAUCCUUGUUAAAACCUGCCGUGCAAUCCUAUAGGGAAGUAAAGCCCUGUUGUUCAGUGAGGUUUACUCUCAAGUAAGCGUGCAUUAGAACUCUAUCUUCAUUAAACCCAUUUAAUUGAAUGGAUUUAAAGGCAUCGGAUAACUUGGUGUUGGAUUGCGGCUUUCUUCAGACAGUCGUUUUUAGAUCCUUAUAAAAUAGUUGGCUAAAGAGCUCAAGAUUUUAGAUUAUCAAGAUUUGAGGGUUUGGGUGGCAGGGCUGUGAUGAAAUUCUAGCUCUAUAAAAAAAUAUACUGAACUCUCAAUCCCACUUUCUUGAGAGUUGUGUAAUCAGAGAAGGAAAUAAACACAACCCCACAUUUAUGAUCGCAAUGAAUGGAUAGAAGUCUCUUUUAAGCAAAUCCAAAUAUGCUAUUGAAAGAUGGGACCGACACAUGUGGUUAAAAAAGAAAAGUGUGAGAGAAAACACAUUUCACAUCAUAACUCCCAGACACACCAGCUAUAAAAACAAGCUCCUGCUUGUUCUGAAACCACAGAGUCAGUUUUUCCCCCUCACAAAAUUUAAAUGGCUAAUACUGUAUUUGUUUCUCUGGCUUUCAUGGAAUUGCAGGCUAGCUGGAUCAAUACUAUGUUACCAGAUUUUCAUAGAAUCAUAGAAUCAUAGAGUUGGAAGAGACCACAAGGGCCAUCGAGUCCAACCCCCUGCCAAGCAGGAAACACCAUCAGAGCACUCCUGACAUAUGGUUGUCAAGCCUCUGCUUAAAGACCUCCAAAGAAGGAGACUCCACCACACUCCUUGGCAGCAAAUUCCACUGUCGAACAGCUCUUACUGUCAGGAAGUUCUUCCUAAUGUUGAGGUGGAAUCUUCUUUCUUGUAGUUUGGAUCCAUUGCUCCGUGUCCGCUUCUCUGGAGCAGCAGAAAACAACCUUUCUCCCUCCUCUAUGUGACAUCCUUUGAUAUAUUUGAACAUGGCUAUCAUAUCACCCCUUAACCUCCUCUUCCCCAGGCUAAACAUGCCCAGCUCCCUUAGCCGUUCCUCAUAAGGCAUCGUUUCCAGGCCUUUGACCAUUUUGGUUGCCCUCCUCUGGACACGUUCCAGUUUGUCAGUGUCCUUCUUGAACUGUGGUGCCCAGAACUGGACACAGGACUCCAGGUGAGGUCUGACCAGAGCAGAAUACAGUGGCACUAUUACUUCCCUUGAUCUAGAUGCUAUACUCCUAUUGAUGCAGCCCAGAAUUGCAUUGGCUUUUUAGCUGCCGCAUCACACUGUUGGCUCAUGUCAAGUUUGUGGUCAACCAAGACUCCUAGAUCCUUUUCACAUGUACUGCUCUCAAGCCAGGUGUCACCCACCUUGUAUUUGUGCCUCUCAUUUUUUUGCCCAAGUGCAAUACUUUACAUUUCUCCCUGUUAAAAUUCAUCUUGUUUGUUUUGGCCCAGAUCUCUAAUCUGUCAAGGUCGUUUUGAAGUGUGAUCCUGUCCUCUGGGGUGUUAGCCACCCCUCCCAGUUUGGUGUGAUCUGCAAAUUUGAUCAGGAUGCCCUUGAGUCCAUCAUCAUAUGUAAUUUUGCAAUUACAUAUUUCUCUGUAACUCGUAAAAGAAGCUAGAUUUGCAUAUGGUUUAAGAACAUAAUUGCAUUAAGAGCCCUGCUGAAUUGCGCCAAAGGCCUAUGCAGUGGUGAUCUUCAGGGUCCCUUCCAACUCUGCAAUUCUAUUAGUCAGUUUCUAUUAUUGUUUAGCUCCUGAUCUACUCCCCUUCUCAUUUGAAUUAGAUUGGAGUAGUCCACACCAGCGUGCAUUUGAAUUUGGGGAGCAACUUUGCUCUUCCCCAUUCAUUACCAGGAGGCAUUCCUACUUUGGGCUCCUUCACACUUCCGCUUCUCCUGCCUCUUCCCCCAGGGGAAGCCUGGCUUCAAGUUACAGAAAGGGAGUUUGUGAUUUAAACACCAGGAAGAACUUUCUGACCGCAAGAGCCAUUCAACAGUGGAAUGGUUUCCCUCUGGAGGUAGUGGACCCUCCUUCCUUGGAGGUUUUUAAGCAGAGGUUGGAUAACCAUCUGUCACCGAUGCUUUAGCCGAGAUUCCUGCAUUGCAGGGGGUUGAACUAGAUGACCCCCAGGGGUCCCUUGAACUAGAUGACCCCCCGGGGGUUCCUUCCAACUCUACAGUUCUUUGAUUUCUAUGAAUCGGAACAAACACCAACUGGGCUUUCCAUGGAAUUGACAUUUGAUCCGAUUCAGCGAUAAAGAGUGGGCUUUCCUGGGGAAGGGACACGGGUGGCGCUGUGGGUUAAACCACAGAGCCUGGGACUUGCCGAUCAGAAGGCCGGCAGUUCGAAUCCUCGCGACAGGGUGAGCUCCCGUUGCUCAGUCCCUGCUCCUGCCAACCUAGCAGUUCGAAAGCACGUCAAGUGCAAGUAGAUAAACAGGUACUGCUCCGGCGGGAAGGUAAACGGCAUUUCCGUGCGCUGCUCUGGUUCUCCAGAAGCGGCUUAGUCCUGCUGGCCACAUGACCCGGAAGCUUCCUCGGCCAAUAAAGCGAGAUGAGCGCCGCAACCCCAGAGUCGGCCACGACUGGACCUAAUGGUCAGGGGUCCCUUUACCUUUUACCUUCCUGGGGAAAGUGGCAGAAUGCCUCUCAGGCCUGUGCUUUCUAGACAUGAGACAAGGGGAGAUGUGGACAAGCAAGACGGGCAUAGCCAAGGGGGGGCAGGGAAGGGCAGCUGCCCUCCCAAAAUAAUAAAAAUACAUAGCUAACUGAGGUUCUGCCCACCCCAACAAAAGGCCUGCCCCUGUAACUAAAAUCCUGGGAUGAGCCCAUAGUUGAGUUAGUUGAUUCUGUAAUGCUGAUUAAGUACCAACAGGGCACGCACACAGAUUUCCCUCUCUCUUUUUUUGGGAAAGAGAGUGCUGGAAAAACCGUAUUUUUCUGUGUAUAAGACGCCCCCUAUUUUGGGGGACUCAAAAUUAAGAAAAUGGGGGGAGAUUUCCCCCGUGUAUAAGACUACCCCCCUUUUUCCCGUCUUAUAUACGGAACAGUACAGUAAUUCCAAGCACAGCCAGAAACUAAAUGAAAGCACUGAGGAAGUAGUGGGCAUGGAAAAGGACAUAGCAGAAAGUGGUGACUGAUAUAUCCACCUCAAAACACUGAAAUAAAUAGUUAAGAAUCCUGAGUGGAGUGGUUUGGAGCCCAAGCCCCCUGCAGUUCAUUGGAUUAUGCUUGUUAUAGCGUAAACUCCAAUAUACAGGGAGGAAGCGCUGAGAUUUGUGUUGUUUGAGGGUAAAGUCAAGCGGACGAUCCGAAUGGGUUUUGUGAGAACUUUGCUGCUAGGGGUCAAUAUUCCCACAUCUUUCUUUGCUUGUGCUCCUGGGAGGGAAAGCCCAACUGUUAAACUUAGAUUUCUUACACAGAAAUGUAUUCGGUGUAGAAAGCCUUGUUUCAGCCCCCAUGCAAGUGAUAUCAGGGGUCCUAUUAUUCACCAAUUACUUCCGCCUCAUGAGAACUAGAAACCUGUAUUUUUUAAGAAACAAAAAAACCUCACAAUAUGAUUGCUGGGAAGGCAGAGAAAGCCCAAGGCACUGGGAAGUGCUCAGAGCUAGUUGCUUCACCUGGCAACUUUUCCUGCUUUCUGAUUCUGCGCUCCUCAGAAUGCGAAGAAGAGACUCAUUGUGUUAUAUGGAGACUCGGUGUUCUGAAAUGAAGAGCAGCCCUCUGGAGUUUCAGGUUCAGAGGCAGCAAUGCCGCCCAGGGGAAUAUCAGUUGCUCAGGAGAGAUAGUGAGUGAGACAGCUAUUGCCUCCCUGCUCUGCUCCUGGGCUUCCAGCGGGCUACUCUAGUAAGCAGAAACCUGUGUUGUGAAUAUCUAUGUGCAUUUUAUUCAUAACAGCUGGAUUAAACAGGUCUUUGGUCUGAGCCAGCAGGGGUCUUCCAAUGUUCUUAAAGACAAGGACUCCUUUGCACCUCUGCUAUGUUCCUGAAAGGUCACAGUCCCUUGAACUCACCGUACAAGAGGGUUGAACUUAUUUGAGAUCGCAUAGAAGAAUCUAAACCAGCCUGGCGCAUGUAACUGUUGUAAAGCAGCACUGAUCGUGGUUACAGUUUUGUUUCUAAUUGUGUGUGUGUGUGUGUGUGUGUGUGUGUGUGUGUGUGUGUGUGUGUGUAGUGUGCUGUUCAAUAUUAAUUUGGAAUUGUGACUGGUCAGUCACCUACUGAAACAUUUUUGGUGUCAGAGUGAGCAGCGUUUAAACCCAGCGAAGAGUAGAUUUUACUUGUAAUCACAUACAUAGAAAAUAACGUAGGUAAGAAAACUAGAGUGUUUACUGUACGAAAUACCUAUAUCGGAUAGAAAAAUUAGCUCCUUUGCUUGCUCUUUUGUUUUCUCAGAGGAUAGAUGACCUCUCAUUUUGAAGUCCAAGAGAGAAGUGUGAGAAGGAAAUUGUAAAAUAAGUCUGUCAAUGAGAUAGGAAGUCAGAUCACGAAGUUAAAAGUGCAGGGGUAGUCUGGGAGUCUGGAGAUUCCUCACUCCAUUUUAACCCAUGAAAUACUAUUCAAACUUCCAACAGCAUCCACUUUGAUUUUUAAAUAACAAAUGAAAAGGCAGGGCUGAUGGUCGUAUUAAAUGAAUAAAACCAACACUUCCUUAUUUUUCCUGCUAAGAAGUUUCUGACCACCUGACCAGCAGUAUUCACUCUGCUUCCGGGGCCUUGUUGUGUCCUGUAUUUUUUUUGACAGGAACCAGGCAGCAUUGGCCCCGUUUUAACGGAGAGAGGCCAUUUGUCAACUAAAUCCUGGUUGCGUAACCUUAUCAAGCCUUAACAAUAACCUUAAUGCAAAACAGAAAAUGUAAGGGGGGAGGUAUUUAUUAUCCAGAUUAAUUAACCCAGUGUCAAAAAGUUCUGGUUUUGUGAAUGCUCCCUCCGAUAUAAUUUAGACCUGAUGUUUCCCUACCUCCAGAGAGGGCUGCCAGCUUUUUAGGAGAAGAGGGGUCUCUGCCAUGGGCGUAGCCAGGAUUUUUGUUGGGGGGGGGCGCAGAACCUCAGUUAGCCACUGAUUCUUAUUGAUUUAGUGGGGCAGCUGCCCCUCCCUGUCCCCCCUUGGCUAUGCCCAUGGUCUCUGCCUUUUUCACAAUAGGCGGAAAUCAACAGGUGGUACUUCUGCGGUGAAUCUGAAUACCUUAAUAAUUGGUUUUUGCUUGCUGUGCAGUGCAAGAAUGAAUGUAAGAAUGUAAAAAGAGCCCGGCUGCUGGAUCAGGCCAAAGGUCCAUCUAGUCCAGCAUCCUGUUCUCACAGUGGCCAGACAGGUGCCUAUUAUGGGAAACCUGCAAGCAGGAUUUGAACACACCUGUGUUCUCCCCACUUGUGAAUCUCAGCAACGGGUGUUCAAAGGUAUCCUUAGACGGUGGAGGGUAGAACAUAGGCAUCAUUAUUAACAGUAUAGAUCCUCCCUAUUUUAAAAAAAAAAUCAGUUGUUCCUAGGUAGGAAAGCUAUAAGGUCCAAUUUACAUUUGAGAGAACGUUCCAAGAUCACACCGUUUAAUUCCAAAUUAAUAUUGAACAUCACACUACACACACAAUUCUGUAAAUAAUGCUUUGACUGCAUUGAGAACCGCUCACGGAUUUUAACUGUGGUUAGAUUACGCAGUUGGGAUUCCUAUCUGAAGCUAGGAUUUAGGAAAUGCAGGGAAAUCCUGGGGCCGUUCCCCGUCUUUUAUCUUCUCAAAGAACAUAAUAACUCUUUAAAAAGAAAAACAGCUAAUCAUGUAUUUUUAUUGCUUUCUCUUCCUUCCCCUCCUCUCUCGUUUCUUAAGUUAGACGAAAAACGCACACCUCCCGGUGUAGACACACUGCUGAUACAUAAUGGCAAGUCAGAACAAUAAAGGCGGUAAGAUCAGUGUGUGCUCCAUUUAUUUAUUUUAAAGGAAGUACUGUGUGGUGUGGGCGUGUUUCUCAGGCGCAAGUAGCGUGCGGGGCAGGGGGGAGAGCUGCUCCUGCUCCUGCUCCUGCUCCACACAGUGCUACAAAGAGCAACUCCCCUAGCUCUUUACCACCACCACUUUCUGCAAGCUCUUAAAGAAAUUGCAAAAACUGCUCCAUUUUAUCCUUCCAGGGGACGGAAAGAAGUUGUGUGUGUGUGUGUGUAAGUAGUGGUGGCGGCAGCAGCAGCAGCAACAUGUGUCCCUAGAUGUGCAUUUAAGCACUAGAGAUAAGAAUAUCGUGUUUUCCAGUUAAAAUUGUGGUUUUGUUUCCCAGAUGAUGCCAAAGCUGAAAACUGUCAAUUUCGCUCUUGUCAAAAGCAAGGAAAUGAGAUUGACAAAGGUUAUUCUCUGCUUUGAGAGGGAGUGUGAACUCACACCACAGUCUUCCGAUGCAGGAGUUUACUCAUACUGUAUUCUGGAGCAUUGAAAUAAAAGGAUGGCAGCAGUAAUUAACCAUAUAUAUAUACACACACACACACACACACACACACACACACACACAGGAUUUAGAAGGCUUGAGCAGUGCCUUCCAGAUGUUUUUGACACCAACUCCCAUCAGCUCCAGCCUGCACAGCUGGAGACUGACAGGUUGAGGAAGGCCUUGGAUUUUCUGUCUCAGGCAGCAAAAUAUGUUCUGUGAUGUUACUAUGUUACUAGCCAUAUGUUAUUAUGUGCUAAACAACAUGAUGUGUUUUCUGCAACUUCAGAAGCUGGGAAAGUGCCCAAAAGAACGUUUGCUCCCCCAGUAGCUAAACCUCACGAGCUCUUUGCAAAAGGGGAACUGCUAGAGCUCCAGGACAAACAGGAAGGUGCUGAAACUAAAGGCAUUCCUGCUCCUCUGCACCAUGCCCAUGCACCACGUGACAGAAUUGCAGCCAAGCCCGUCAAAACACCGAAAGCUCAAGAUAAGAGGAAGAAAGGGAGCCCUCCUGCUAGGACUGUAAAGGAAGAAGACUGCAAGAAGGAUCCAGGCAUGGCCAGAAAUGUAGGUGGUGGAAAUGCAGAUGAUUAUCAUUAUUUAUUGAAUUUAUAUACCGCUAUUUAUAUUUACGGUAUAUUUAUGUACCGCUAUAGGACGGGGGUGGCGCUGGUCUUGCUGAUCAGAAGGUCGGCAGUUCGAAUCCCCGUCAUGGAGUGAGCUCCCGUUGCUCGGUCCCUGCUCCUGCCAACCUAGCAGUUCGAAAGCACGUCAAUGUGCAAGUAGAUAAAUAGGUACAUCUCCGGCGGGAAGGUAAACGGCGUUUCCGUGCGCUGCUCUGGUUCGCCAGAAGCGGCUUAGUCAUGCUGGCCACAUGACCUGGAAGCUGUACGUCGGCUCCCUCGGCCAGUAAAGCGAGAUGAGCGCCGCAACCCCAGAGUCGGUCACGACUGGACCUAACGAUCAGGGGUCCCUUUACCUUUACCUAUUUAUUAUACAGGUUUGCUCCCUCAAGGGAGGAUUUUUCCAAGUCAAAUCUUCAGAGCUCUCUCCUUGGAAGCUCUUGGUAGAUAACAACUCUAAAAAGCAUAUUUUAAAAUAGUUAACAUCCCACCCCGCAAAAACCACUGAAAGUUUUGCCCUUCUCGUUUUCAGAGGAUACUUAAGUUGAGGGUUGCUUGGCCUGUGGAUAGAGGGCCUGCCAUGGUUGAGGGAAAGACCCCUCUGCAUAUGUUCAGAAGCACCCUCAUCUUUAUUCUUCCACAUGCCCCAGGGCUGAUCCCUGGCAAUGGUUGAAAGCUUGUUAAAUUUUGGCUCGGACUAAGCUAUGAAUGAGUCACAUUUACCUCUGUACCGCUAGGGCACCGUGAUGAUACUUUGUGUUGCUGGGAUGUAAUCAACAUACGUUAGAGACGCACUGCUUCAGGGACCUUUCUCCUAGCUCAGAGUUUUCUGCUAUUGAGAAAACUUGGGAAAUGUGGUGUUUACAGUCAACAACAGAGGCAUCCCUUUCUCUGAGGAGGUGUAGACUUAGGACUAAUCUACACUGGUCGGUUAUAACAUUAAAUAUGAGUUAUAAAAAUUUGACACCAGUGGGAGCUGCAGAGCUGCGAACUGCUGGCAAUGGAAAAAUACAUUGCGCGAUGUAUAACAAUAUUUAACGUUGUUUUUACAGUCAUACCUCGGGUUGAAUACGCUUCGACUUGAGCGCGUUCAAGUUGCGCUCCUCGGCAACCCGGAAGUAACGGAGCGUGUUACUUCCGGUUUCGCCGCUUGCGCAUGCGCAGAUGCUCAAAAUGACGUCACGCACAUGCGCAGAAGCGUCGAAAAGCGACACGCACAUGCGCAGUCUUGCUAUCGCUAGUUACGUUUACUUCUAGAUGCGAACGGGGCUCCGGAACGGAUCCCGUUCGUAUCUAGAGAUACCGCUGUAAUAGUGUUUUUAGAGAUCAAUGUAGAUCCAGCCUUUAAAGCCCACAUGAAAUUUAUAUUCCUCCCCUCUCUUUUUUUCAGUUGGGGAAUAGCUUGCCAGAGGUUAUGAUUUUCUUUGGCAGUUAUUAAGCGUGGGCCUUGCUAACCUUAUUUUUAAUGUAAAUUUCUUCCGAAGUUCAAUAGCUCCUCUUCAGCAGGCCUUAAGCUAUACUCACGAAAGGCAAGAGCACCACCCAGAUUUGAAUUAAAAUGUGUGGAAAUAACUUCAGGCAAUGAGCGAGCGGUGCUGUGGGAAACAAUCAGAUAAAUUCUUGUAUUGCAGGGGGUUGGACUAGAUGGCCCUUGGGAUGUCUUCCAGCUGUGAGAUUCUGUGAUUCUAUGAAAACUGUUCCCACAGGAAGCAAGCUAAACUUCUCUGAGGGAAGGUGUAAAAUCUUGCACUGAAGGAAUCUCAUUAUACAGGCCUCAUUUUGCAGCUCCAUAUUUCUGGGACAGAAGAGUGCUAUGGUUACGACCAUCAGGUGCUUGCUUACCAUUCUUCCACCAGUAAAUACUCAGACCAGUUAACAAACAAGGCCAAAACCCAUCUAUAUAAAUAAUACAUAAUAUUAAAUAUUAAGACACAUUAAAAUCUAUUUAAAACGUUCAACUAAAAUAAUUAAAAAACAGGGCUAAAGCUAGCGAUUCAAAACUGGUUUGACUAAAAAUGUUUUCCAUUUCUGUCUAGAAGACAAUGGAGGGAGAGCCGGGUGAAUGACCACAGGGAAGUCAUUCCAAAGCCCCAGCCAGGUCCCUCGUGCUCAUUUCCUGGGAAGCAGAGCCUGCAAGGCAGGUUUUAAAGUGGGGCAGGUUGACCUGGGAGCAGGUGGUCCAUGUGGUAACUGGGUCCAAGACCAUUUAGGGUAGGGAUUCCCAACACGGAGCCAUGGUGCCCUCAGACAUUGUUUUUAAAAAAACAUUUUUUUAAUCACCAUGGUUGGGCUGGGCUGGAAAAUAAAGAGCAGGCACAUACUGUAGACAACAUGCCCUUCCCCCAGAAUGUUUCUGGGCAUCACAUUUAAUCAUAGAAAUGUUGUGCUGGAAUGGACCUUCCGCAAGGGUCAUCUAGUCCAACCAAAAAUAAUACAUUUAUUUAUUCACAAAAGUUUUAUUCUACUUGAUUCUAAGCAGUUUGCAGUUGUGGGUAUUUUGCCUGUACAGUGGUACUACGGGUUAAGUUCUGGAGGUCAGUUCUUAACCUGAAACUGUUCUUAACCUGAAGCACCACUUUAGCUAAUGGGGCCUCCUGCUGCUGCCGCACAGGAUUUCUGUUCUCAUCCUGAAGCAAAGUUCUUAACCUGAAGCACUAUUUCUGGGUUAGCGGAGUCUGUAACCUGAAGUGUAUGUAACCUGAAGCGUAUGUAACCUGAGGUACUACUGUAUUUUUCUUUGUUUUUUGAGAGGGUUGCUUUGUUUUUGUUUGUUGGGGGGGUUGCUUGUUUGGUUUUAGUGUUGCCUGCUUUUUUGCCUGCUUUUUAUUUUUUUAUUUGGUGUGUGUAUGUCAGUGUUCUGCCUCAUGCUUUUUUUGGAGGGGGUUUCUGAGAACUGGCAGUUUUUCUUUUGUGGAAAGGGUAUUUUAUAGUGACUGCAGCUAUGCGUAAGAUACAUAAAUGACCCUUGGUUUAAGGCUUUACACUAGCAAACGACCUUGAAAACAGAGCAGUAAUAAAGAACUACGUAGAAUGAAUCCAGAGACAAAUAUGUUCUGAUUACUGAGGACCAAAUAAAAGCCUGGUCGCUGCAUUUUGGACCAGCCGAUGUUUCAAAACUGUUUUAAAAGCAGCCCCUCUGCCAAUGCUAGCCUGGGGCCUAUGCUUACUAUACAGGGCGUGGUACUGUUACAUUUGCUCAUCUUUUGGCAGGAAGAAGGUGGCCUCACCGAUGCACAGUUCGAGGAGAUUGUCCAGAGUGCGCUUCAGAAGCCUUUGCAGGAGUGUAUGGGUAUGCUGGUUGGGGUGGGGGAGAGACACAAGGGCAGAAAGAUGUUGCUGUAACAUAGACAUGGCCACUAAAAUCUGAGGCACUUCACACACAAACACUUGGUCUUAAUGUCAGUUGGUUUUAUUGCAUGGUUCCCUUGAGGGGCAAGGAUGGAACGGACAAGGAGUGUUUAGUCCCCCAAAAGGCCCUCUGAAUGACCCCUCCCCACAGCAGCAACGUAAUAUUGUGUUAACAGAAAGCAGGAAUGAAGGAGGCUAGAGACGGAGAGCUGAAACUGGCUCCCCCCCCCCCUUGGUUACCGCAGCUAGAUGCUGCUUAAACUCUUGCAGUACUUGCUUUGCCAUCUGCCAUGAGUUGUGCCACUACAGUUGCAAUCAUAUUCCUACUUACCUGGAAGUAACCCCCUUGAAUUAAGUCAUACUUACAUCUGAGAAGCUCUGUUAAUGGCUGAAACCUUGGAAGCCUGUCAACUUUUGAAGAUAAUGUUUGGGAGCUGGCAGUGAUUAUUGCUCAAGCCAACAUCAAACUAUUUUAUGAACUCAUAAUCCUUCAGGGCUUAGCUAUUUAAAGCUGUUUUGCUUUUUUAUUUCCAGAAGACUCUGCGAAGAGAACCAUUUCGGCAAAGCCUACUGAGAAACAAGAUCUGGGAAGGUGAGUUGCACGGCUGCAUAUUCGGCCUCGCUGCUGAAGGCGGGGCGCUCUUCACAUUCCCAGAGGCAUUCCCAAGCCGUUCCUCAAAAACAAUUUCUGUAAUUUGCACCUUGAACGUUGUGGGCUUGUUCUUCGCUACUGCAGGGAAGGAGCUGACCAGAACCCAAAGUGCUGCAAGCAAGGAGACCCUAAAGCAGGGCCCAGGGAACCUUUUUCAACCCGAGCGCCACAUUGCCUCCUAGAGAACCUACUGUGGCGGGUGUGUGUGUGUGUGUGUGUGUGUGUGUACCUGACAGUGGUGGACAGUGCCAGAGGCAAAAGCAGGCAGGGCAAUUGAUGCAGAUUUUACCUUUGUACAGUUUCUACACAUACUCUCACACCCUUCUCUAUCCUCCAUCCAUCCAGGCAAGCAAAGUGUUAAGUUGUGGGUGAACAUAUCAGACGACACAGCGAUUCUCCAAACAGCUCUUGUUUAUUCACAGGUCAGAACAGAACUAAACUGAAGGGUUCAGCCAGCCUGCUUAUAUAGAGCUCCACUACAACGCAACUGUAACACUUUCUGUAACUAUCCAAUCACUGAACGUCACUUUCGAUCCCUUAUUUGCAUAUGUGGACCUGAACUAUCUACAGUAUCCCCCUGUUGGCCCAGGGUGAGAACUUCAGUACAUAACACAAAGGGCAUUAUCAGUGGUCAGGAACACAUUCCAGCCAAGCACAAACACUCAAGGAGGGCGCAAAGCGGGGCCGUUGAGGGGUGUGUGGCCUGAGGAGAUUUCCAAGUGCCAGACAGAAAUGCCUGUAGUGUUGCACUUGACUUCUAAACCUGACAUUCCCCAUUCCUGGGUGGACAAAUCAGGCCUGUAUUCCUCCUAUCUUUCACAUGGCGCGGUAACAAAGGCUAUCAGCUUUAUGUACCUGACAUUGUAAAGCAGGUUUGUUGAGCCUUUCCCCACCUGUGUCUUUAGCAGAUAUGUGACAAGCAGGAAUACAGCAGGUGGAGCAGUUCACAACAUGCAGCUCUGGCGAUGGAGGAAAAGGGUUGCCUGCUUGGUUGUGCUACUGUGAAAGGCGUAGGGCCCCUGCCGGAAAAAAAGAUAGCUGGGAACUUUAGUUAGUCAGUAUGAAUUAGAUAAGAAAUGUGUGGCGAUUUUCCAGCUAAAAAGCGACAUAGGAAUGAUAAUGAUCAUCUUGUAACAUCACAGGUAAAUCUGAGAGCUUGGAUGGUAUGGUUCUAUUAAGAGGGCAAGGAAAAUUAUCUCUUGCCAGAGGGAAGAAAUGUGAAGGAGGCAGUAAACAAGUCUUGGUGUUGUGUUCCUGUGAGGGCACACCAGCCCCAGCAAGUACAGCUAUUUGGAGUUGUAGUCCAAAGCAUCUGGAGGGCACCAGGAAGGCUGACCUAAAUUAAUAAAAAAACCAUAGAUCUCUACCAGCAGUUUUAUAUUGCGAAUUGCUAAACUUGCUCUGAUGCUCCCUGAUACGGCCUAUUUCAAUUUAUGGGAGUGUUCUGUGUAAGUUGUGUGUGAAUGUUAUCUAUUGAAGGACAUAAUGUGAAAGAAAUGACUGCUAUCAGUGUGGGAUUUUCAUUCACGUUUGCAAACCAGUGAAAGCAAAAGCUGAUUUAAGCCUCAGUUGCGAAAAGAAAGCCCCGAGACUGCCUACCUGGGCAAUAUUAUUUAGAAAAGCAAUGCAGGAAUCUCCAGGCAUGUGAAAAUCACGCUUUGGCCUCAGGGUGGUGCCCAAGUACAGGAAAUGUCUAUGUAGCAGAGUUUAGUUUUAGUUGGUGUUCCCAGGCGCCCUCCUUAGAAUAUUGUUAAAGAACACCUCCAAUGGGAGGAUGUUUAGUGGAGAAACAAACGGCAGCAACAACUUUGGUUUCUUACCUUCCCUUUACCAAAAGGUUCAUGGGCAACUUAAAAUUCAGUUAAAAACAGUUUCAAACCAAUUAAGGUCACAGGAUUAGGGUAAGUCUUGAAAAUAUAUACAGUGGUACCUCGGGUUAAGUACUUAAUUCAUUCUGGAGGUCUGUUCUUAACCUGAAACUGUUCUUAACCUGAAGCACCACUUUAGCUAAUGGGGCCUCCUGCUGUUGCUGUGCCGCCGGAGCACAAUUUCUGUUCUCAUCCUGAAGCAAAGUUCUUAACCCGAGGUACUAUUUCUGGGUUAGUGGAGUCUGUAACCUGAAGCGUAUGUAACCUGAAGCAUAUGCAACCUGAGGUACCACUGUAUCUCAAGUGUCACAGAGACCAAGGCAGGGGUGAACCUAGGCUUUCUUUCACCAGGGUCAAAGACGUUGUUUGGCGCGCACACACACACACACACACACACACACACCCCACACUCAUUUGCAUACACAUGCAUACAAGCUGGGAGCCUCAAUGUCACCCCUCUGCAGGGGUCACCAGGGCAAACCCCAGCCAUGGCUCUGGCCAAGGUAAAGAGGUGUGUCUUCUGCAGAAGGGACGUGGCACUUAACCCUUUCUGCACAUAUCUUUUCUCUGCCCAAAGCAACUUCCUCUCUGUAUCAGGGGGCUCUAAAUGUAGCUAAUAGUGUCUUUUAGAUACACGGGGUAGACAAUUAGAGCUGAGAAACAGUGGCAGUGGAAGAGUUAAACUUAUUCUCUUAAAAAGCAAACUUUGGGGCUGAAAGAAGGUCCCUUAUGUUUCUUGGGAGUGAUGUAAAGUUCAGGGAAACCUUCACACAGCAUCACUUCCCCUUGGAUGAGGAGAGUGCACUCAUCUCCAUGUUUAUUUAGCUACAAAUUUUGGGGAAUGAUCCAGGAGGCUGAAGCCUGUUAUGACCUAAGCUACAGCCUUCCCAGGUUCAAGUAGUGGUGGUGAGCGACAUUGUUCCUUCCUCUAGGAAUGGGGGCGACAUUCAAAUUCAGUUCUCAUUUUAAGGUGAACCUAAUUUGCCCUUUCUGAAACACUACGAGAACAAAGCCCCAGCUACCCCUCAAAAUUCUCAUUUCUCUGAAUUUUGAAGUACAGUUCUUCAAGCCAAGUAAUGCGUUCAAAAAUGUACACAGUAGGUUAAAGUGUGCACAAACAUGUGUGCAUAUUAGUGCAAAUAGCAUACAAAGGUAUUACAGUUAGGGAAAAUUGGUCUGCAAAAUUAUUGGUCAAAAUUUUAUACAAGCAUGGGUAUAUUUGGAAAAACUAGCACUAAAAUGCUGAUGACUUUUCAUGAGCACUUAAAAAAUCCACAGAGAUAUGGACAACUGAUCUUCCCACUGGAGAAAUGAGAAACUGAGAUUUGCUCACCCCUGCUGGAAACAUAUCAGUGCAACUUGUAUCAAUGUCCCCAAGCAGACUAGUUUUCAAUAUUCCACCCUACUGAAGUAGGCCCCAACUGUGUGCUUGUGCUCUUUUCUUCAGGAAGACUUUGGGGGUCUCUCCAGUGGCGGAGGACGUUGUCUUUGGAAAGAAAAGUGAGGUGAUUGUUUCAGAAUUGGAUCAGAAGCGGCAUCUGCUAAAAAAAAAGAACCACGGAACACAUUCUGUGAAUAAGGACAGACAGGAGAAAAGUAAGCCUAUGUACAUAUUACUAUUUACUCUGGCUCUAGUACGCUCCCACUGCUAGUGUUUGAAACUAUGUACACAUGGCUUUGGCACAAUUCAUAUCCUGUGGUUUCUUGAUAAACCCUGUUGUUCAAACUAUCUUCCAUCCGAUUUGAAAAGGAAAGCCACAUUCAUUUUGCAGUUAAGCAGAGGUAUGUAUACUUGAGUCAGCCACUGAGCAUGCUCAGAUGACAGUUUUGUGAAUAGGAGUUUUGUGGGGAGGGAAUGCAGGCAUGCAAAAACCAAACAGGUAAUGUGCAUCAGGUGAAGACACCCUUGCCCUCUCUUUGGUGUACACAGCAAUGUGCAAAUGCGAUUUGAACCACAGUGGCAGAAACUACCUUGCUAUGUUUUAAACCCCUAAUGUGUACAUAGCCUAAGUCUCUUGCAUGAACAAACACUGAGCAAAACACACCAGGGAUAAACCUCAGUUGAAAUGAAUGGGGGCUGUGCAAGAUGGGAGCAGCAGGUGCCAUUGGCCAUGGGCCGAACGUGUCCGGGUGGGUGGGAAGCCUGGCAAAGGGAAGUGACUCAGUACCAGUGCAGCCCUAGGGAGAGGGGCCACAAGCCCUGUGUAGGGCAGAGAUCCACAUUCUUUCCAGUGUUUCAAAACAAGUUGCUGCUCUUGACUGCUAGGCAGCUCACAGUUUCCUCCCCGCAGUCACCAGCUCCACUGCUGCUGCCACCCCACCACCUCUCUCCCGGUGUUUUUGCAAAGAGGCAAACACGGGCGCGCACAACAACUUGUUUCUCUUUGUCUCCUGGCAGAUGAGAAAUCAGGAGGAGACAAUGGAGGGCGUAAGGAAAACCGGAAAGGUGCGCCCAAGAAGAAAGUUCAAGGCAACGCCCACGUCCGCGUUGACCAAGAGGAAAUGCAGGAGAAGGAGGAGGCAGACCGAGGAGGAAGUGGCUGCAGUGAGCUGAACCCUUGCUGCUGCUCCAGAGGGUUUUUAGGGAGGAUGGGGGACAAAUGGGGAUGGGGGAUCGAAGGCAGGUCAGCCAGGCUGGCUUUGGAGCUCUGGUGGGCUGCAGUGCUCCUGCCGUUUUUUUGUGCACAGUCCACAGGGGAAAGUCUUGGACAUUUGGUGGGGAUUGAUGCAACCUUAAAUAACUUGCUGUAAGAACAAGAAAGCUGAAUGACCCACUGCUUAAAAAUAAUAAAAUGAAGUGCAUUGCCUCGCAUAACACCUACAAAGGAGGCUGCAGAGCUGUUGUUGUUAGAUAUUCCAUUAAUUAUGGGGAAACUGCCAAGGGUCUUGUGGCACCAUAAAGACUAUGAUGGCAGUAGCUUUCUUUCUUGGCUAGACUUCACCUGCAUGAAAUUGGCAGACCCAUAUAGUUGGGAGUAUUGGAGGGUGGGGAGGGGGGUGUAGACAGUGGUCCAGGGGGCUGUGGAAUAUAAGGCUCUGUGACAAUGCUUUUAAGCCAACUGUAAGAUGAGCACAGCGACCGCCAUUCACAACAGCAGUACUAAUAGGUGGCAUUAGCACAAUGAUCACUUUGUGAGGUUAUUUUACCACCUGUAGUGGGAGAGGAAGCCAUUCUCCUGAUUUCUAGUCCAGCAGUUUCAUCCUGAAGUCUCCCUUUCAAGCUCCUUUGUUGAAUAAUGAUAUUUUGGACAGCCGCAGAGUGCCUCGGGAGAUUCAAGACCUCUCUCCCACUGGUUUCUGAGUUGUUGCUGUCUUGGAUGACAGAUUUGAGUCAAUUUAUUAUUUUACAUCUCCUGCCAUCCUAGCAGUUCGAAAGCACAUCAAAGUGCAAGUAGAUAAAUAGGUACCGCUCCAGUGGGAAGGUAAACGGCGUUUCUGUGCACUGCUCUGGUUCACCAGAAGCAGCUUCGUCAUGCUGGCCACAUGACCCGGAAACUGUACACCGGCUCCCUUGGCCAAUAAAGCGAGAUGAGCGCUGCAACCCCAGAGUCGGUCAUGACUGGACCUAAUGGUCAGGGGUCCCUUUACCUUUACCUAUUAUUUUACAUGGAGGUUGCCUAUCCUAUGUGUAGAGGGUGGAAAGCAUAGAUAUUAGUCCACAGGAGAAACAAAAUCCAAAGUAGGACAACCAAAAUGUCAGAAAAUCAUGAGCACUUUUAAGUUCUCCAGAACUUAAACAUCCAUCAGGCUGGAUGUUGAGGAAAGCAGCGGGGGCGGGUGUGUGUGUGUGAGAGAGAGAAUUUGGCAUGGUGUUGCAGCCACAAAGUAUGCAAUUGGUCAUUGUGGCUUUAACAUCAUACCAGCUCUCUCGCUCUCGCUCUCUCUCUCUCUCUCUCUCCACCCUCCUUCAGUUUUCUUUAAUAUCCAGCCCUUCUGGCUAUUGGCAUUUUUGUUGUUAUUGUUCUGUGUACAUUGGAAAAAGACAUUGUUGGCAGGUGACGGCAUCUAUCGUAUUCAACAAUGAGCAGGUCAGUGUUUUGACUGGUGUUCAGCAAGGACAGGCUUGCCACCCAAGGCACAUGAGAAGGAAGUGCCAUUGUCUAAACGGGUUGUAAAAUCAUUGCUGAUACUUUGGAGUGGCUUUAAUCAGGAGCUGUACAUGACAACAAGUGGAGUUGUGUUGCUUGGUCUUCUGUGGUUGUCUUGGGCACAGCUGAAGCACCCUGCAUUUCAGAAUCCCUGAGUACCUUGGCUUGUGGAAGCCCCAAGGAACAACCAAAGAUGGACCCACAUCUGGAGAGUUGAAAGCCCCAGUCUCCUCAGAAGAUAGGAACACAUAUCUUCAUAUGGUAGCCCAUAACAUAGCUACAAUUCAUAUUAAGACAGAUUGCUUUAAUCCCCUCUAACAGAAGAAUCCACACACUUAAAGUUAGCCUGAGUGAUGCUCAUCUACUCCACCUGCACCUCCAAGCAUGUUCCAUAAAGCUGAAGUCCGCUGUUUCAUAAUUUCCCCCCUUUCAUCACUCUAGGCUGGUGCAUGGCAUGGGUCCAGUGCUCUUAUCCAACCUGUGAGAAGUGGAGGCGGCUUAGCAGUGACAUAGACCCAUCGGUUCUGUCUGAGGACUGGACAUGUAGCCAGAACCCAGGUAAAACAGAAGGGAAAGGCAAGCCUUCUCCUGUGGCUCUCCAGAUGUUUUUAAACUCCACCUCCCAUCAGUCCCAGCCAGCAUGAUCAAUAGUCCGGAAAGUUGUAGUCCAUAAAUCAGGUGAAGGGAAAUACUACUUGAGAAGCUAGAGAGCUGCUUCCAGUCAGAACAGACCAGACUUGGACAACAGCUCCCAUCAGCCCUGGGCUGAUAAAGAGUUCCAGCCCCAACAUUUGGAAGGCACCAGGUUUGGGAAGACUGGUGUAUCAGUCUGACCCAGUGAACAUGAGAUUAUAAGGCAUCGCCAUCAUCAUAUGCUCUUGACCAUUGUAAAAUCUACCCUUUCAAAACAAAGGCGUCUUGUGGGAGUCUAGAACCUCUUCCAGUCACUGCAAUGGGUUGCUUUUGGUGCCUUCUCUAUGAGUUAUUUUGUUUUGCUGCUGUCACUAUGUAUUGUACCUUAUGCAGCAGUACAAAAGGAAGGGUCCCUGCCCCAAAGGGGCUUGUAUUCAGUAAAGGGGAGGGAGAAGUGAAAAGGAGCCGGGGUAGAGAAAAUGCAUUUAUUUCAAUUACACAGACUUCCCAGAUUCUUUUCAGCGCGGUAUUUAUUUUCCGUUGCAGAUCCCGAGCACAACAGCUGCAGCAUUCCAGAGGAAACAUGGUCAGGGUCUGAAAACGAGGUGGUCUAUGCUGUUUAUAUUCCUGGGUCAAUCGUGUGGGCCAAGCAAUAUGGAUACCCAUGGUAGGGAAGGAACACACAACUCUCGGGUGCUUCUAGGCAGAGGUCUGAUAUCACAAAUGAGUCAUAGAGGCUGCGUACACACUGUAACUUUAAAGCACAUUCAAAGCACAUUAUUUCCCCUAGAGAAUUCUGGGCCCUGUACUUUUCCCUUCACAGAGUUACAGUUCCUGAAACCACCCUUUGGCAAACUACAGUGCCCAGAAUUCUUUGAGUGGGGGAAAUGUGCUUCAAAUGUGUUUUAAAGGCAUAGUGUGUACGCAGCCUCAGAUACUGCAAACAGGCUGUUUUAUAACACUUGAUUUUCUGUGGAUUAAGUGGGAAGAAAUAUGGGCUGGCAUUUUGAUGCUGAUGAAGUUAUGUAGGCGCUGGGAGACACCUGCAUAGAUGAGCACCCACCCCACAACAAACAAUCAUGCUUUUUACUAUGUUUUUAUCAUGGGAUGUUUUGUAAAGUGUUUCUAAUGUUGUACACUGCCCUGAGAUCUUUCGGUAAAGAAUGGUAUAUAAAUUGAAAUAAUAAUAAUAAUAAUACUACAGUGGUACCUCUGGUUGCGAACAGGAUUCGUUCCAGAGGUGCGUUCGCAAUCUGAAAGGAACGCAACCCGCAUCUGUGCGUGCGCGGGUCACGAUUUGCCGCUUCUGCUCGUGCGUGUGAUGUCAUUUUGCGCGUCUGCGCAUGUGCGAGCAGCGAAACCCGGAAGUAACCCUUUCUGGUACUUCCGGGUCGCGUGGGAUGCAACCUGAAAACACUCAACCUGAAGCAAACGUAACAUGAGGUAUGACUGUAAUGAUAAGUCCCCCUUUGCCCUUAACAUAGGCAAAGAUCCUCAACAUGUGUUACAAGGAUGCAAGUCCCAUUGAAACGAAUGAGAGUGCCAAAUUAGAAAGAGCGAGCCAUAAACACAGCAGGGUUUAUUUUAAAAAAAACGGGCUUCAGGAUAUCGUGCAGUGCAAUGGCAAGAAAGUAUUGAUUGUGUGGGCAGCACACUACACCGUGCUAAACAAACCAGUUUUCCAUUGCCAACUUAUCGUCAGGCUUGGAGCACAAAACAGUAGUCCCAGCACUAGUUAACCAACGCACACACCCCACACCCCAAGGCAAAAAUACACCUGCCCAGGUCUCUCAGAGUGAAAACCCCAGUUUUGCUCUGCUGUACUUAAAUCUCAGCUCCUUAAAAACCUCAGUUCUAUGUGUCUUGAUCCCUGCAGUUUUUUCAGCUGCUGACCCUCCUUGAAAGGCUUAGCCAAAAUAGCCAAUCUUUCUUAGCACCCUUGCCAGUACAGCAGCUGCAGUCUUUUGACAGAAAAACUGGCCAAGAAUGGGGCCUCUAAGCCGCAGAAAGGGGAGCUCCCCAGAAACACAGCUUUACUUACAUGCCCAGUGCAUCUCCGGGCUAUAUAGAAUCUUAGAAUUGGAAGGCACCCCAAGGUUCAUCUAGUUCAACCCCCUGCAAUGCAGGAAUCUCAGCUAAAGUGUCCAUGACUGAUGGCCAUCCAAACUCUGUUUAAAAACCUCCAAGGAAGGAGAGUCCACCACCUCUCAUGGGAGUCUGUUCCACUGCUGAACAGCUCUUACUGUCAGAAAGUUUUUCCGAAAGUUUAGUCAGAAUCUCCUUUCUUGCAACUCGAAGCCAUUGGUUUGAGUCCUACCCUCCAGAGCAGGAGAAAACAAGCAUGCUUCCUCCUCCAUGUGACAGCCCUUAAGAUAUUUGAAAAUGGCUUUCAUAUCUCCUCAGUCUCUUCUUUUCCAGGCUAAACUUACUCAGUUCCUUCAAGCGCUCCUUAUAAGGCUUAGUUUCCAGACCCUUGAUCAUCUUGGUUGCCCUCCUCUGCAUGCGUUCCAGCUUAUCAACAUCCUUCUUAAAUUGUGGUGCCCAGAAUUGGACACAGUAUUCUAGGUGUGGUCUGACUAAGGCAGAAUAGAGUGGUACUAUGACUUCCCUUGAUCUGGACACUGUACUUCUGUUGAUGCAGCCUAGAAUACCAUUGGCCUUUUUUGCUGCUGCAUCACACUGUUGCCUCAUGUUCAGCUUGUGGUCCACCAAGACCCCUAGAUCCUUUUCACAUGAACUGCUAGUAAGCCAGGUGUCCCCCAUCCUAUAUUUGUGCAUCUGUUUCUUCCUGCCUAAGUGCAGAACCUUACAUUUGUCCCUUUUGAAAUUCAUUUUGUUAGCUAGCGCCCAGUUCUCCAAUCUGUUAAGGUCAUUUUGAAUUCUGAUUCUGUCUUCUGCGGCAUUAGCUACCCCUCCCAGUUUGGUGUCAUUUGCAAGUUUGAUGAGCAUCCCCUCAAUUCCUUCAUCCAAGUCAUUUAUAAAGGUGUUAAAACAACAACGGGCCAGGACAAGAACCCUGCGGCACCCCACUUGUCACUUUUUUCCAGGAUGAUGAGGAACCAUUAAUGAGUACUAUUUGUGUAUCCUCACAACAACCUUGUAAGGUACCUACCUAGACUGAGACAUUGUGAUUGGCCUAAGGCAGUGAUGGCCAAACUUGGCCCUCCAGCUGUUUUGGGACUACAAUUCCCAUGAUCCCACUGGUCCUGUUAGCUAGGGAUGAUGGGAGUUGUAGUCCCAAAAUAGCUGGAGGGCCAAGUUUGGCCAUUACUGGCCUAAGGUCACCCAAUUACUAAGUGGCAAUUUGAAUCCAGGUCCUGCCACUUGUAGUCUUCCUCCAUCCCAUUCAGUUUUCCUCAUGUAUCAUGUCUUUUUAGGAUUUACUGAUGGUUUUCGCAAGCCACAUUGGGAGCCUUUUUGCCUAGAAAGUGGAUUUAGAAAUGCUUAAAAUAAAUAAAAAGCAGCCUGACAAUCUAACCACUAAUUGCUCCUGGAAUUGCCUCUUUUUGUUUUCCUCAGUGUCAAAUUUUAGCUAUCAAAAGAAAAACCAAUGGACCUGGGUAAUCAAAGUCUCCCCACUCCCUACCAGAAACUCGCAUUGGAGCAAUUAAGAAAGGCUAUUGAGAGGAGGCAAUUAAUAGGCUGUUCCUCACUAAUCCCCGACUAAUCAGGAAGCAAUAAAACAGGCUGAACUUGCAAACAGGAAGCAUUUAAUUAAAGGCACAGAAUCCCUGAAAAGCCUCAAUAGCACUUGACCCACAUAGGUCAGGGAGACACCACAAUGAUGAUUUAUUGCAAAAACAAUAUGCAGCACCACAAACCAUGUCUGAAAAAACAAAGGAGAGCAACAUAGAAAAAUCCUGGCAUGCAACAACUGACUGCUCCAUAAAAAGUAUGUGAGCAAAGGAUGACAAUUGCAGAGAGACAGACUACUGUCAGGGAGACAGUGCUCCUGAAGGUAGGAGUCUAUCAAUUGAUGAAGAUGAUCAUCCAAAUGUCAUAGACCAAAUGGAGCAAACAGCACGCAGACCUAGUGGUGGGAGGAAAAAAUCCUUAAAUAAGAGACACGGGGAAUGAUUAAUGGACUUCAAUGUCUGUACACUAAUGCGCAAAGCAUGGGAAAUAAACAAGAUGAGCUUGAGCUCUUGGUACAGCAAACUAAAUAUGACAUAAUAGGCAUCACUGAAACCUGGUGGGAUAAGUCCCACGAUUGGAAUGUAAUAAUGGAGGGAUACAAUCUAUUUCAGAGAAACAGACCAGACAAGAAAGGAGGAGGAGUGGCAUUAUAUGUCAGGGAUGUGUAUACCUGUGAAGAGAUCCAAGAUUUAGAACCUCAAAGCCAAAGUGAGAGCAUUUGGGUCAAAAUUAAGGGAGAGAAGAAUAACAGUGACCUCAUUGUGGGAGUUUACUAUAGAUCCCCAAGCCAAACGGAGGACAUAGAUGAUGCCUUCCUGGAACAGAUGGCCAAGCAUGCAAAAGGAAGGGAGAUAGUAGUAAUGGGGGACUUCAAUUACCUGGAUAUUUGUUGGAUGUCAAACUCAGCCAAGAGCAUAAGGUCAAACAGAUUCCUCACUGGCCUUGCAGACAACUUCAUUGUCCAGAAAGUGGGAGAAGCAACAAGAGGAACAGCCAUUUUAGAUCUGGUCCUAACCAAUGUUGAUGACCUGGUUAGUGGGGUAGAAGUGGAAGGAUCAUUAGGCGCGAGUGAUCAUGCUCUUCUGAAGUUUACUAUACAGCGGAAAGGAGCAGCCAAGCAUACUAGGACUCAAUUUCUUGACUUUAAGAAAGCCGACUUCAUAAAACUUAGGGAAGUGCUGGGUGAGAUUCCAUGGACAGUAAUACUAAAAGGAAAGGGAGUUCAUGAUGGCUGGGAGUUUGUUAAGAGGGAGAUAGUAAAAGCACAACGUCAGGCAAUACCAAUGAGACGGAAACAUGGAAGGUGCCUAAAGAAGCCAGGGUGGCUAUCUAAAGAACUUUUAACUGAGUUAAGAUUUAUAAAGGAUGUGUACAAAAAAAUGGAAAAGGGUGGAAACCACCAAAGAGGAAUUCAAACAAAUAGCCAGCACGUGUAGACACAAAGUCAGAAAAGCUAAAGCACAGAAUGAACUCAGGCUUGCUAGAGAGGUUAAAAGCAACAAAAAAGGCUUUUAUGGGUAUGUUCGUAGCAAAAGGAAGAACAAAGAAACAGUGGGGUCACUCAGAGGAGAAGAUGAUGAAAUGCAAACAGGGGACACAGAAAGGGCUGAACUCCUCAAUGCCUUCUUUGCCUCAGUCUUCUCCGAUAAAGAAAACAAUGCCCAACCUGAAGAAUUUGGAGCAAAUGAUUCAGCAGAGGAAACACAGCCCAGAAUAACUAAGGAGAUAGUACAAGAAUACUUGGCUAGUUUAGAUGUAUUCAAGUCUCCAGGGCCAGAUGAACUGCAUCCAAGAGUAUUAAAAGAACUGGCAGAUGUGAUCUCAGAACCACUGGCAGUCAUCUUUGAGAAUUCCUGGAGAACAGGUGAAGUCCCGGCAGACUGGAGGAGGGCAAAUGUUGUCCCUAUUUUCAAAAAGGGGAAAAGAGAGGACCCAAAUAAUUACCGCCCAGUCAGUCUGACAUCAAUACCAGGGAAGAUUCUGGAGCAGAUCAUUAAGCAAACAGUCUGUGAGCACCUAGAAAGGAAUGCUGUGAUCACCAAUAGUCAGCAUGGAUUUCUGAAAAAUAAGUCAUGUCAGACUAACCUGAUCUCGUUUUUGACAGAAUUACAAGCCUGGUAGAUGAAGGGAAUGCAGUGGAUGUAGCCUACCUUGAUUUCAGCAAGGCAUUUGACAAGGUGCCCCAUGAUAUUCUUGUAAAGAAGCUGGUAAAAUGCGGUCUUGACUAUGCUACCACUCAGUGGAUUUGUAACUGGCUGACUGACCGAACCCAAAGGGUGCUCAUCAAUGGUUCCUCUUCAUCCUGGAGAAGAGUGACUAGUGGGGUGCCACAGGGUUCUGUCUUGGGCCCGGUCUUAUUCAACAUCUUUAUCAACGACUUGGAUGAUGGACUCAAGGGCAUCCUGAUCAAAUUUGCAGAUGACACCAAACUGGGAGGGGUGGCUAACACCCCAGAGGACAGGAUCACACUUCAAAACGACCUUGACAGAUUAGAGAACUGGGCCAAAACAAACAAGAUGAAUUUUAACAGGGAGAAAUGUAAAGUAUUGCACUUGGGCAAAAAAAUGAGAGGCACAAAUACAAGAUGGGUGACACCUGGCUUGAGAGCAGUACAUGUGAAAAGGAUCUAGGAGUCUUGGUUGACCACAAACUUGACAUGAGCCAACAGUGUGACGCGGCAGCUAAAAAGCCAAUGCAAUUCUGGGCUGCAUCAAUAGGAGUAUAGCAUCUAGAUCAAGGGAAGUAAUAGUGCCACUGUAUUCUGCUCUGGUCAGACCUCACCUGGAGUACUGUGUCCAGUUCUGGGCAUCACAGUUCAAGAAGGACACUGACAAACUGGAACGUGUCCAGAGGAGGGCAACCAAAAUGGUCAAAGGCCUGGAAACGAUGCCUUAUGAGGAACGGCUAAGGGAGCUGGGCAUGUUUAGCCUGGAGAAGAGGAGGUUAAGGGGUGAUAGGAUAGCCAUGUUCAAAUAUAUCAAAGGAUGUCACAUAGAGGAGGGAGAAAGGUUGUUUUCUGCUGCUGCAGAGAAGCGGACACGGAGCAAUGGAUCCAAACUACAAGAAAGAAGAUUCCACCUAAACAUUAGGAAGAACUUCCUGACAGUAAGAGCUGUUCGACAGUGGAAUUUGCUGCCAAGGAGUGUGGUGGAGUCUCCUUCUUUGGAGGUCUUUAAGCAGAGGCUUGACAACCAUAUGUCAGGAGUGCUCUGAUGGUGUUUCCUGCUUGGCAGGGGGUUGGACUCGAUGGCCCUUGGGGUCUCUUCCAACUCUAUGAUUCUAUGAUUCUACUGCAGAAGCAACCACUGUAUGUACGCAUCUCCUUUUGUUGACACCAGCCCUUUGCAGGUGUGAUGAGAGAGAAGGGAUGCACUUGCUAGUCCUGCUUCCUCCAUGACAGCUGUAUGUCCAGAUUCACCACUUUCCUUGCAUUGAAGGUGCAAGAGAUUUGGGAGGCCUCUGCAUGCAGCUUAGAGCCCUGAUCCCACAUCUCCAUGAGAGCCUCUAUGAGAACAGCAAACUCCUGGUUCAGACCUUUGCUCUCAGAGCAUGCAGAGUGGCAGGUCCAGACAUAGGGAUGCAAUGGAUGCUAAGACCUCUGCACUUCCUCAGGCAAGUUCAGUGGAACCUCGGGUUAAGGACUUAAUUCGUUCUGAAGGUCCGUUCUUAACCUGAAACUGUUCUUAACCUGAAGCACCACUUUAGCUAAUGGGGCCUUCCGCUGCCGCCUCGCCGUCGGAGCACGAUUUCUGUUCUCAUCCUGAAGCAAAGUUCUUAACCCGAGGUACUAUUUCUGGGUUAGCGGAGUUUGUAACCUGAAGCGUCUGUAACCCAAGGUACCACUGUUCUGUGUGAAAACUGAAUGGCUUCCAUGCAGAAGCCAUGCUGAUUGCUCCUUAGCAAGGCUUGUUCUUCUAUAAUAUACGACCUGCAUGCUUAACAUUUUAAGCCUUCAAAAUGACUUCCCACCAAUUUACUUCUGGACCGAAACUAGUAUUGCAUAUAUUGUCCUCCAGUCCUCCCAGAAGGGUAAAAGGUAAAAAGAACAGACCUUUAAUAGUAACAUUUGUUAGUUAAAAGAUGAACAAAUUGGCAUUUGAGAUCUUCAAAAGCUCUUUUGGGGUCAUAUGGGCCAUAUAGAAGAAGUUGUUUGCUUUUUUUAACGGGGCUUCAAAACAUUUCCCAGUCCUCUGUUAACAGCUAGCAGAAGCUAGGGUUGCCCUGGCGGUGUCUUCACAACAGUGUCUUUCGCUCUUUUCCAACCAUGUGUUUAUAGGUGGCCUGGAAUUAUAGAGGCUGAUCCAGACAUUGGAGAGUACUUCCUGUUCUCUUCUCAGGCAGAUUCACUUCCUGUUAAGUAUUAUGUAUAUUUAUUUUAUAUUAUAUUGUGCUUUCAUGUUGGUGGGAUAAAUCUGACUUUAUCCCUAAAGUAAUUACUACUCAGCUCCAGGUGAAAGGUUCUUACCCACAUUAGUCCUUAUCUGAGAUGUGUUCACACGCUGUCUCUCGCAGGCAUGGCCACCCACCACCACUGACAUGCUCUCUGUUUCCAUUCCCAUUUCAGUGCAAGUACCAUGUGACCUUCUUGGGCAGCUCUGUGACCCGGGCUUGGAUCUCUGCCUCCAUGCUGAGGAACUUUGAGGAAUCUUAUGUGAAGGGAAAAGGCGUGGUAAGUGGGGCUUUUUGCUAAUGGCGGCUUGUUCACAAAAUAAGGUGUCCCUGUCUCCAUGAGGUUAUGGGUUCUAAGAGGGUCCAAUGAACAAGAGGUGCCUUUUGAAAGGGAGCAGAAUCUGGAGGAAGUUACAAACAAUAGUUGGGAAAAGUGAAUACUUCCCGACGCUUGCUCUUUUGCGGGUGGGAUCCAGACCAGUCGCAUUCGGGCAUAAGAACAUAAGAAGAGCCUUCUGGAUCAAGGCAAUAUGGCCCAUCUAGUCCAGAAUGCUGUUCUCACAGUUGUCAGUCGGAUGUACCAAUGAGAAACCCACAAGCAGGAUUCCAGCACAAGAUCCCUCUUCCCCUCCUGUGGUUUCCAGCAAUCAGAAACAUUGUGGGGGCAAAGUCCUCUGGCUUUUUUCUGGCCCAUGUAAGACCAGUCCGGAUAGUUGGCCUUGGUGAAGAUUUGACGUUUUCAUCCCCAAAAAGUUUUUGAUUUGAGUUUCUACUGAAAUGAGGCUGCAUUUUAAUGUUGUAUUUUAAUCUUGUUUUUAAGUUGUAUUUUAAUCAAUUGUUUUUAUACCUGGUGUUAGCCGCCCUGAGCCCGGUCUUGGCUGGGGAGGGUGGGGUAUAAAUAAAAUUUAUUAUUAUUAUUAUUAUUAAAGCAUAACCAUCAUGGUCAGUAACCAUCAAUAUAGCCCUCUCCUUCAUGAAUUUGUCUGAUCCUCUUUUAAAGCCAGCCAAGUGGGUGGCCAUCCCUGCCUCCUGUAGGAGCGAGUUCCAUAGUUUAAUUAUGUGCUGUGUGAAAUACUUCACUUUGCACGAUUAAAGAGGAAUGGGCACUCUUGUGCAACAAACCUGCUUCCCCCUCAAAAAAAAAAAAAAGCAGAUGUUAUGCAGUAAGGAAAAUGACAGCAAAAUGCACUGGAAAUUAUGGGGUAACAGUUGCCUGAUACGACAUUGUAUAUCCUCCCUGCAAACAAAUCAAAAUGAGUGCUCAAUAAACAGGUUGUCUGCAAGCUGCCAAAAUCUGCUAGCAAAGCUGGUGUGUGAUUUCUGCAAGCUUCUUAAUCUCAAAAUCAGAGGAGAACUUUGUCCCCGUCCCCCAUUCCCUCCAUCUGCAAUCCAGCCCUGCAAUUUGGAAAGACAGUUGCCUGAUUAGGCCCCAGCUGCACAAUGAACUUGGAUUAAUUUCAGAGCUGUCCAGCUAUCAUGACUUCCCCCAAGGCACCUUGGGAAUUGUAGCUGUAGGAGGGUCAAUUUAGGCGCAGUAGUGGCAAAUCUGUGUAUUUAAACUCAGAUUUGCUCCAGACUUGUAGAAAGAGGAGCAAAAGUGGCACGCAGAUAAGGAUUGCAGAAUUUCCCCCUCAUCUGUUGAUGUUAAGAAGCACACAGUCUCCACACACAGCCUCUCUCUCCCUCAUUUCUUAAAUCAUAGCUAUGUUCUGUAUUUUCUUUUUGAGGCCAAGCUAAAGAACAAAGGUGACAAGAGGGACUUUGAAGCUGCUGUGAAGAUGGCAAAUGAAGCAGAGCAAUUAAGCAUUCAGGUGUGACACAGGCAGGUUCCAAGGCCCCCACCCCCAUAAAUCUAGGUUGAUUUCUCUCUGGAAUAAUUGCAUCCUUUGCUUUCACGCUUUUUGCAGAGGAUGUUAUUGGCAGAUCAUUGGGGCCCAAUAUCUUCUGUGUUCUCCUGUACUACAUGAUCCAUUUAGCAAUUUUUGUAUGGAAUGAAAUGGAAAUCUUAUUGAUUUAUUUAGAAUAUCCCACUUUACAGCCAAGAAGAGCUUUCAAAGCAACUUACAAAACAUUCUUGCAAUGGAAAAUCCCAUUCUAGUAUUUUAUCGGAAACAGAAAUAACAUGAGAUUCUUAAGGAUGCAUUUCCUGCCAUCAUACUUGAUCUUCCCUGGUGUUGCCCUCUAACCUCCACCUACUAGGCAGCAGGGCCCAUUGGGAACCUUGGAGGCAAGUGAGUGACUGAGCAGCUGGAGCGCACUCAGAUUUCAGCACCGUCCUGUCUGCUGUGGGGUAGCAAAGGUUAUUGUGGGUCUUUAGAGCCACUGAUUUAAAAAAAAAAAAAGAAUUAAAAAGCUUCUCCUUUCCAGCUUUGGCCCAUCAUUGUUUUCUGUUGUGGGAUUCUUGGUACAUUGCUCCUUAAUUAGUCAUUUUAUGUUCCCUGUGACUAAUUUUGUGUGGGGGAACAACAAGGGGAGCGGACUUCCUUUCGUUAUUUCAUUUCAUUUUCUAUCAUCACUAGCAACUUGCAGCAGCUGAAUAGCAUCCUCACAAGCCCUUGUGCUAAUGCACAGCUCCCCAUUCACAUAUGUGGGUGUUGCACGGUGGUGUAUUCUGUGAAUCCUGUUUUGAAUGAGUGGAGGAAGCGCAAUACCACUGCUUGCACAAUUUUUUUGUUUUGUUUUAACUUUUAGAAUCCCCUUAUGAGCCUUUUCUUUCCUCACCUAAAAUCUGCCAUGCUAUAAAAUGUGCGGCCACACAAGGUGAACUGCUGCUGUUAAAUGAGGAAGUUGUCUAGCUCCACUGUUGGUUUUGCAUCCCUUCUCCUAGGAUAAGACCACUAUACAGCAGGGGCUGAUAGUUUUGCCCUGGGUCUGAUUUACUAAUCUGCAUGCAUGUUCUUAACCCAGUCCAACCCAGAUCCAAUAGCAAGGAAGAAAUCCGUGCACUCAAAUGCAUAGAAUCAUAGAAUUGUAUAGUUGGAAGGUACCCCAAGGGUCAUCUAGUCCAACCCCCUGCAAUGCAGGAAUCUCAACUAGAUCAUACAUGUCAGAUGGCCAUCCAACCUCUGCUUCAAAACCUCCAAGGAAGGAGAGCCCACCACCUCUCAUGGGAGUCUGUUCCACUGUUCUUCCUAAAGUUUAGUUGGACUCUCCUUUCUUGUAACUUGAAUCCAUUGGUUUGGGUCCUAGCCAUGAAUAUAUUAUGUGUGGGGAAGAAAAUCCUAGCUUAAGCCAACUGGGGCUUCUAGUUGAGCAGGGCUAGUUUAUAAUGCCAAGGCUGGGGUUUGGAGUCUGUGGCAUAAGAAGAGCGUGGUUCUGAGGCCAUGCAGAGAUAGCCUGUGCUCUGAGUUGCCAUACAUUUGGAGCUGGGGCAACUGACCUCCAGGGCAAAAGGCAUGGCAGCCGGGAGCCCCAGCCUUUCUCUCCUAUUAGAAAUUGGGUACUAACUGAAGCAUAUCAGUACUAUAACACCUACUCUUCUCUUUCACCGCACCAGGAGAGAAUAAGGAUAUUUGGAUUCUAUAGCCGAUUCAGCGGGAGAGAGUCACUUAAAAACAACAGAGACUUGAAAGGUACCUUGACAUGCAGGAUGGGGUCAGAAGUCAGAAUAUUGUCAGACGAGCUGAAAAACAGACCCCCCCACCCUGCACUCUUUGUUCCUUUUUGCAUUGUAGAUCAUGUACACGUUACCUGUAAGCCUCCUGCCAAGAGGAUCCGAGAACCAAAGGGUGGGAAGAAAAAUGUAUCAGCAUCAAACGAGAGCCAAGAAAAGGUUGGUUCAGUCUUUGCACUUUUAGAAAUGUUUGGGCUUCUCCCCGCUUUUAACAAUCUGGCUACUGCAGGCGGCCCCUUCAUAUAUUUUCCUAACAGUCCAUUGUGAGGAAGGUAGAUGUUAUUGGUCUAGUGAAGUUUUAGUAGGUCCAUCAUGUUCUCUCUGUUAACAUUAACAAAUAGUAUCUCUCUCCUAGCUUCUGCCUGAGACACCAGUGAUGAAAUCUGAUGGAGAUUUCAAAAAGAAAACCAACAUAGAAGGUGAGGUUUUGACCAGUCACCCUCCCCAGCAACCUCAACCUCAGGCCUCUCUUCUCUUUUAAGCUAUGUGCCAUAACUAUGAGUGCAAGCUAGCGUAGGCUACUGGCAGGAUCAACUUGGGGCUCUUCCAAACUGGUGUGUGGGUUUUUAUGGGGGGGGGGGGGCAGGGUGUAUUCUGCAACAUGUCAUUGAUGCAAUCAAGACUAUACAGUGGUGCCUCGCAAGACGAAAUUAAUCCGUUCCGCGAGAGUCUUCGUCUAGCGGUUUUUUCGUCUUGCGAAGCAAGCCCAUUGACGGAUUAGCGCUAUUAGCGCUAUUAGUGGUUUAGCGGCUAUUAAAGGCUUAAAGGCUUAGGGGAUUAGCUGCUAAAAGGCUAUUAAAGGCUAUUAAAGGCUUAGCAGAUUAGAUAAAGGGGGGGGAAGCGAAAAAAAAAUCUCAAGACUCGCAAGGUAUUUUCAUCUUGCGAAGCAAGCCCAUAGGGGAAUUCGUCCUGCGAAGCAACUUCAAAACGGAAAACCCUUUCGUCUAGCGGUUUUUCCGUCUUGCGAGGCAUUCGUCUUGCGGGGCACCACUGUAGUUUCCACUUUAUUAAUUGUUCUGCUGUGCUUCCCCAAUGCUACCAUGUUGUUCCCAUCUGUAGGGGCAACUUUUGUGCUACAGUAAAACAAAAACAGGGCAACAGCCACCCUGGAACAUUUGUGUUUACUAUUUAUUUAUUUAUUUAUUUAUUUAUGCAAAUAUUUAGAAACUGCACUUUUGUAUAAAGAGAGAGAGAGAGAGAGAUACAAACCACAAGGUGGUAUACAACCUGAAAAUACAACACUGCAGUAAAAACAAUUUUAAAAUGUCAGGCACAUCAGUAAAAGCUGGAUGGCAAAGAAUCUGAGGUUUGAAAGGCCCAUUUAAAUACAGCGGUACCUCGGUUUACAAACUUAGUCCAUUCCGGAAGUCCGUUCUUAAACCAAAACCGUUCUUGAACCGAGGUCCGCUUUCCCUAACGAGGCCUCUCGCCGCCGGUGCCCUUCCACCACUCAGAUUUCGUUCUUAGACCGAGGUAAAGUUCUCAAACCAAGACACUAUUUCCGGUUUUGCGGAGUUUGUAAACUAAAUGGUUCUUAAACCGGACUGUUCUUAAACCGAGGUACCACUGUAAUAUGGUUUUUAGAAGACAUCUGAAAACAAACAGGGAUGACUCCUGAUGAACCUCUACUAGCGAGGUGUUCCACUAGGCAGGGAGUUUUACAGGGCUCGGUCCCUGGUAAGGCCACCAGAACCUGAGGGGCAUGUGGGGCCUCCAAAAGUGCGCAUCAGAAGGCCUCUGUGAUUGAGACGUAGCAUAAGGAACCAGGUGGUCCUUAGGGUACUUUAGGCCCAAGCUGUUUAGGGCUUUGGCAAUUAACACAAAUACCUUGAACCCAGGAUGCGGGUGGCGCUGUGGGUAAAACCUCAGCGCCUAGGACUUGCCGAUCGCAUGGUCGGCGGUUCGAAUCCCCGUGGCGGGGUGUGCUCCCGCCGUUCGGUCCCAGCGCCUGCCAAUCUAGCAGUUCGAAAGCACCCCCGGGUGCAAGUAGAUAAAUAGGGACCGCUCACCAGCGGGAAGGUAAACGGCGUUCCGUGUGCUGCGCUGGCUCGCCAGAUGCAGCUUGUCAUGCUGGCCACGUGACCCGGAAGUGUCUGCGGACAGCGCUGGCUCCCGGCCUAUAGAGUGAGAUGAGCGCACAACCCUAGAGUCUGGUAAGACUGGCCCGAACGGGCAGGGGUACCUUUACCUUUACCUUUACCUUGAACCCAGCCCUCUGGCAAAUUGCUAACCAGUGCAGUCUGCUCAGCAGCAGAGUAGUAUGCUGUCAGUAGUCUGCUCCUGUGAGCAGUCUGGCCACCACAUUCUGCGCUAGCUGCAUCUUCUGGACCAGCCUUUCUCAGCCUUGGGUCCCUAGAUGUUGUUGUACUACAACUCCCAUCAUCCCUGACCACUGGUCCUGCUAGCUAGGGAUGGUGGGAGUUGUAGUCCAACAACAACUGGGGACCCAAGGUUGAGAAAGGCUGUUCUGGACCAUAUAGAAGGGCAGCCCCAUGUAAAACAUAUUGCAGUAAUCACGUCUUUGGGGUUAUCAGUGCAUGAACUCCUGGGGUCAGGCUUUCCUAGUCCAGUAGUGGUUGCAGCCGGCAUACCAACAGAAACUGGUGGAAGGCACUCCUAGCCACAGAGGUCACUUGGGCCUCUAAUCACAAAGAUGGAUUCAGGAAUACCUCCAAGCUGCGAACCAAAUCCUUUGGGGGGAAUCUUACCCUGUCUAGAACAGGCAGUUGACCUUUACCCUGGACACAGGAGCCAUCCACCCACAAGGCCCCUGUAUUUCUAAGUGUCAAGGUCAGCUUGUUGGCCCACAUCCAGUCCACCACUGCAUCCAGGCACUGGUCCAGGGCUUGCACAGCGUCUCCUGACUCAGAUGUAAUGGAGAAAUAGAGCUCAGUGUCAUCAGUAUACAGAUGACACCUUGCACCACGCGUCCUAAUGACUACUCCCCGUGGCUUCAAAUAGAUGUUGUGUAGCAUUGGGGGGUAAGAGGUGCCCUUUGGCACUUCACAGGGUAAGCACCAGGGCCCCCAAAGAGCAUUCUCUCUACUUGGGGCAGGAUCCUGCAGGGUAGGAAGAGAGGCACUGUGGCACAGUGCCACCAGUUCCCAUCCCGCAGAGUCAGCCCAGAAGGAUACCGUGGUCAAUGGUAUCAAAAAUUGCUGAGAGAUUGAGCAGGGCUGCACUCGCCCUGUUCUUUUCUCUAUAAAGGUCAUCCAUCAGGGCAACCAAGGCUGAUUCGGUCCUGAAUCCAGGUCUGAGCCCAGACUGGGAUGGAUCUAGUUGGUCAGUCUCAUCCAGGAAUGUUUGCAGUUGUUUCGCCACAACCCUCUCUAUCGCCUUCCCUAAAAUGGGGAUAUUUGUGACCAACUGAUAGUUGUUAAUUGGGUCCAUAACCAGCUUCUUUAGUAGUGGCAGCACUGUCACCCCCUUUAAAGGGCCAGGCACCUCUCCCUCACACAGUGAAACAUUCACUACAUCUUGGACCCACCCGAUCAAGACCCCACAGCUUGUUUUCACCUGCCUUGAAAAGCAGAGAUCCAUAGGGCAUGUAGUUGGGCAUAUACCUGCCGGAACCUUGAAGUGUUAUGAAAAGUUAUAGGAUUUUAGCAGGAAGGUAUGGGGCAUACACCACUUGCAAACAAAGCAGUGUGACCUCCUUCAAACUUCUUGCAGGCACAAGCAGCACUGAAAGUCUGCUGGUUUGUAACCACCCCACAACAUCAUGAGCAUGAUGCAUACUCAAUAAAAAGGAUAUCUGGAGGGGCUCCAGGUUAACAUUAAAUCCAUCAAAAAGAAGAAGGAAAGUAGCAUAUACAGUGGUACCUUGGGUUACAUACGCUUCAGGUUACAGACUCCGCUAACCCAGAAAUAGUGCUUCAGGUUAAGAACUCUGCUUCAGGAUGAGAACAGAAAUCGUGCUCCGGCGGCGCGGCAGCAGCAGAAGGCCCCGUUAGCUAAAGUGGUGCUUCAGGUUAAGAACAGUUUCAGGUUAAGUACGGACCUCUGGAACGAAUUAAGUACUUAACCUGAGGUACCACUGUAUACAACUUGUUCACACAGGGGCAAAACAAAUCAAGUCAUCAACUGAAGGUACCCCACUUUCAUCAAAGAGGAGCAGGAAAGAGAUGGCAGUCCCCAAAGCUGCUGCUGUUCCAAAAGGAUCUGUCCAAACGAAGGCACGGGAUGCUCAAAAAGGUAAGAGAGCGCUCCUUGUUCUGUAUGUGAGAAACCUAUAAUGUUUGCUUCUAUGUCAGCCCAGAAGCACAACUGGGAAUGAAAUCCCAAGUUGUGAAGCCUUUUUGUUAUAGUUCAAUAGUUGUCUGACAUUCUAUUUAGCACCCAGCAAAGGAAGGCGGUAGAAGGGACUGUUUUGCUCUGGCAAGACGGGUUGUUCUGCGCCCUUAGAUACGGGAGAGGAUAUUGUUCUCCUCAUGCAGGAUAACUCUCUGGGGAGAUCUUCACUGGCUUUUGUGUUCCUCUCAAGGUUCUAAGAGCUCGUUCGCUGCUCCAUGGUCUAAGAGUGCCACAGCUGAGCAGCUCAGCUCUUGCAGAUACGGCAGCAGCCCUCCCUUAAUGCCCUCCAGUUAUCCAAGCAAGAAAGACAGUAUGAGCAAGGCUGAUGUCUCCCCAGUGACAGAAAGUGAACUGAUGUUGAACAGGGGUGUUGUGGGUCUUGAGGAGUCGAGUGAAGCCGUGGCCCAGGAGAAAGAAGAAGAUGAAACCUUCAGCAGCCAGGAGAUGGCUGUCUUUGCUGAGGAGAAGAAUUACUCUUCUGAUGAAUUUUCAUUGGUCUUGUUUGAGGAGUAGCCUUUCAGAAAGGGGUGUGUCCUGACCUCAAGUGUAAAGGGUGGAUAACUUCUUCAUCUAUAUAAGCCUUCCCCACCCAGCCUGGUGUCUUCUAGGUGUUGUGGACUACAACAUAGUCGUGCGUUUGAGAGCACUGAUGGAAAGUAGACAUACUAAGCAUAGCAGAGGAUGUGAGGAAAAGGUUCUUGCAGCUUUGAUUCUUGAGUUUAAUCCACCUAGGAAGUUUGUGACAGCUUGUUUUUAAACAGGGCUGUGAAAAUCCCCCUUUCCCGUUCCUUGGUUAAACAGGCAACUGGAAUCACAGCUAUAAACAAGGCAAGGAAAGUAAAUUCACCCUUUAAUAAAUCUGAUUGACUUGUUUAGAACUUAGUGCAAAAGAGAAACCAGGUGAAAUGGCAAUCGAAAUUUAGGAGUUGUUUUCCACCCAUUUGGAAGGUUACAAAAAAUCUUGUCUGUGUUUAAAGAUGUACAACAUUUCCCCCGGUUGUUUAUAAUUACAAUUCAGCAAAGCUCUAUUAAAAUCUGGUUUUGGAUCU
Molecule: messenger RNA, 42395 nt
Organism: Podarcis lilfordi (Lilford's wall lizard)
Lineage: Eukaryota; Metazoa; Chordata; Lepidosauria; Squamata; Lacertidae
Source: the annotation of a GenBank genome assembly